CCCGGAGGGAAAACCCAAUUCAAUCGCAUAUUUAUCUGGUGUUUUUCACAGUGAGGUUGAUUUGGACUUCCUUUGGGCUUCUCUCAACAAGAAGAGGGUUCAGAGAUCUAUUCUGUGGAGCCUUUUCUUUUGAAUCCCGUCGCAGGUUCCUUAACGUCGGUGAAAGAGAAAUGGCUAAUCUUACUGCUGUACUAUCCCAGAAAACGAACAUUUUUGGUCUCAGGGUUUGGGUUUUAAUUGGGAUAGGUGUGGGUGUAUUUAUUGUAAUCAUUCUCUCUGUGCUAUCCUUUUGUCUUAUUUUACGGAGGAAAUCCAGAAGGUCCAAGAAUAGACUUCCCCUUAGCCAAAUCCCAGUUGUUUCAAAGGAAAUUAAAGAGGUAAGGAUAGACCAAGUAUCAAACCAUGAAGGGAUUAUCCUCACUGUUGAUGAUAAAUCCAGUGAUAAAGAGUCAGACAAGGUUCUGGUCCAUUUAAAUGUGGCCAAAACAAAGAAUGGAGAUAAUAGCAGUCAAUUGGGCUCAUUUCAUCAUAUGGAGAAAGAUGGUGCUGGGUUUCAAUCUGGAGAAGAAGGGAAUUCUGGAACACAUGUUGUCCACAGACCUACUUCUUCAUAUCACAUUACUGCUCCAUCACCUCUAACUGGCCUGCCUGAGUUCUCUCAUCUUGGUUGGGGCCACUGGUUUACAUUGAGGGAUCUAGAGCUUGCAACCAACAGGUUUUCAAAGGACAAUGUCCUUGGCGAGGGUGGUUAUGGAGUUGUCUACCAGGGCCAACUGAUAAAUGGGACUCCAGUGGCAGUGAAGAAACUCUUUAACAAUCUAGGUCAAGCAGAGAGAGAAUUUGGAGUGGAAGUGGAAGCUAUAGGCCAGGUGCGACACAAAAAUUUAGUUCGCCUACUGGGGUACUGUGUUGAAGGCACUCACAGGUUGUUGGUUUAUGAGUAUGUCAACAAUGGGAAUUUAGAGCAAUGGCUUCAUGGUGCUAUGCGUCAGCAUGGGUAUCUUACUUGGGAAGCCCGCAUGAAGGUUCUCCUUGGCACUGCUAAGGCGCUUGCUUACUUGCAUGAAGCUAUUGAGCCAAAAGUGGUGCAUAGGGACAUCAAGUCCAGCAAUAUAUUGAUUGAUGAUGACUUCAAUGCUAAGGUAUCCGAUUUUGGGUUGGCUAAGCUGCUGGGUUCUGGGAAAAGUCAUAUCACAACCCGAGUUAUGGGGACCUUUGGAUAUGUGGCUCCAGAAUAUGCAAAUUCAGGCCUUUUGAAUGAAAAGAGUGACAUUUAUAGCUUUGGGGUCUUGCUUUUGGAAGCAAUUACUGGAAGAGACCCUGUGGACUACGGUCGCCCUGCCGAUGAGGUGAAUCUGGUUGACUGGCUCAAGAUGAUGGUUGGCAGUAGGCGCUCUGAAGAAGUUGUGGACCCAAAUAUUGAGAGAAGGCCAUCAACUAGGGCCCUCAAAAGAGCCCUUUUGACUGCUUUACGGUGUGUUGAUCCGGACUCGCACAAGAGACCAAAGAUGGGCCAAGUUGUUCGCAUGCUUGAGUCAGAUGAAUAUCCUAUACAUCGAGAGGAUAGAAGACACCGAAGGAGUCAAGCAGCGAGCAUGGAGGUUGAUUCACAGAGAGAAAAUUCUGACACUGAUAAAAGUGACUAUGGAUCAGAUCUGAAAGCAGAAGGAACAAGCGGAUGUAAUUAUAGCAGUGACCAUUUGAGAAUUCAAGGGAUAUAUAGAAGGUAAUACAUACAUUCUUUGACCACCUCCAUUAUUGAACUUUGCCUGUGUAAGAUCAGACAAAGAGGGAAGUAUGGACGAUCAGAAGUGGAAGUGGAAUGUUAUUCGCUCUUGGGCGACUUGCAUCUUAUGUGUAGAUUUUGGAGAGGAGAUUGUUUUGUGUGUGAAGGAUGUUACAAUGAAGAACCCAAAUGACCAUUGGUGUGUACAGAUGUUUGCUCAUGGAGUUUUUUUAUAAAAUCAUUGUGCUGUGAAAAUGAUUUUUUUGUGUGUUAUAUAUAUGCAUAUAAGCUUCUGUUGGUGUUGAUGGAAA
This is a messenger RNA of Telopea speciosissima, 2037 nucleotides long. Its product is annotated as probable receptor-like protein kinase At5g18500. The record is from RefSeq and is a predicted model, not a curated record. Lineage: Eukaryota; Viridiplantae; Streptophyta; Magnoliopsida; Proteales; Proteaceae. Gene Ontology annotation, molecular function: ATP binding; protein kinase activity. Gene Ontology annotation, biological process: protein phosphorylation.